Messenger RNA from Haemorhous mexicanus (house finch), 1909 nucleotides. RefSeq names its product transforming growth factor beta 1 (gene TGFB1). Gene Ontology annotation, cellular component: extracellular region. Lineage: Eukaryota; Metazoa; Chordata; Aves; Passeriformes; Fringillidae. Gene Ontology annotation, molecular function: type II transforming growth factor beta receptor binding; type III transforming growth factor beta receptor binding; growth factor activity. Gene Ontology annotation, biological process: transforming growth factor beta receptor signaling pathway; BMP signaling pathway; regulation of cell population proliferation. The record is from RefSeq and is a predicted model, not a curated record.
CCCGGUCUCUUCCGAGGGUUUAUCCCGGUCCAUCCCGGUCCCUCCCGAGGGUUUAUCCCGGUCCCUCCCGGUCUUUCCUGCUGUCCCGUGUCCGAUCCCUCCCGAGGGUUUUAUCCCUGUUCCUCCCGGUCCUUCCCGAGGGUUUAUCCCGAUCCAUCCCGGUCCCUCCCGAGUGUUUAUCCCGGUCUCUCCCGAGGGUUCAUCUCGGUCCCUCCCGAGGGAUUUAUCUCGGUCCCUCCCGGUCCAUCCCGAGGGUUUAUCCCGAUCCAUCCCGGUCCAUCCCGAGGGUUUAUCCCGAUCCAUCCCGGUCCCUCCCGAGGGUUUAUCCCGGUCCCUCCCGGUCCCUCCCGAGGGUUUAUCCCGGUCUCUCCCGAGGGUUCAUCCCGGUCCCUCCCGAGGGUUUAUCCCGGUCCCUCCCGAGGGUUUAUCCCCGCCCAUCCCGAGGGAUUUAUCCCGGUCCCUCCGGUUCCCUCCCGAGGGUUUAUCCCGGUCCCUCCCGGUCUCUCCUGGUGUCCCGUGUCCGGUCCCUCCCGAGGGUUUAUCCCGAUCCCUCCCGGUCCCUCCCGAGGGUUUAUCCCGAUCCAUCCCGGUCUCUCCCGAGGGUUUAUCCCGAUCCAUCCCGGUCCCUCCCGAGGGUUUAUCCCGGUCCCUCCCGGUCCCUCCCGAGGGUUUAUCCCGGUCCCUCCCGAGGGUUUAUCCCGAUCCCUCCCGGUCUCUCCCGAGGGGUUUAUCCCGGUCCCUCCCGGUCUCUCCCGAGGGUUUAUCCCGCUGUCCGGUGGCCCCCGGCAUGCCGCUCUCCGUCCCGCUGUCCAUGCCGCUGUCCGUCCGUCUGUCGGUGCCGCUGUCGGUGCCGCUGUCGGUGCCGCUGUCCGUCCGUCUGUCCGUGCUGCUGUCCGUGCUGCUGUCCGCCCCGCCCGGCCCGGCCCGCGCUCUCUCCACCUGCCGCACGCUGGACCUGGAGGCGGCGCGGCUGAAGCGCAUCGAGGCCGUGCGGGGCCAGAUCCUGAGCAAGCUCCGGUUACCGGCGCCGCCGCCCGAGCCCGGCCCGGCCCCGGCGCUGCCCGAGGACGUGCGGGCGCUCUACAACAGCACCCGCGAGCUGCUGCGGCAGCGGGCCCGGCUCCGGCAGCCCGAGGAGCCGCAGGACUACUACGCCAAGGAGCUGCUGCGCUUCCCCAUGGAGAGCCCCGGGGAAGGUGACACGGAGCGCUGGCGCCCCUCCCCCCGCAGUCUCUAUUUCCUGUUUAACGCCUCGCGGGUGCGGGCGGGGCUGGGCCGGGCCGAGCUGAGCCGGGCCGAGCUGCGCAUGCUCAGACAGGGGACAGCGCAGGGGACAGCGGGGACCGCGGGGACAGCGGGGCUGGAGCAGAGAGUGGAGCUCUACCAGGGUUUCGGGAACUCCUCCUGGCGGUUCCUGCACGGCCGCUCCGUGCGCGUCACCCCCGAGGACGAGUGGCUCUGGUUCGACGUCACCGACACCGUCCGCCAGUGGCUGCGCGGCUCCGAGCCGCUGGGGCUGUUCCGCCUGAGCGCGCACUGCCCCUGCGAGCCCGGCGGCGACGGCGACAGCGACAGCGGCGCGCUGCGGAUCAGCAUCGAGGGGUUUGAGCAGCAGCGUGGUGACAUGCAGAGCAUCGCGCGCCGUCACCGCCGUGUCCCCCACGUCCUGGCCAUGGCGCUGCCACCCGAGCGCGCCCAGGCCCUGCACGGCCACCGGCAGCGCCGGGCACUGGAGGGACAGCACUGCGGGGGGUAGCCCGAGGAGCAGAGCUGCUGCGUGCGCCCCCUGUACAUCGAUUUCCGGCGGGACCUGCAGUGGAAGUGGAUCCACGAGCCCCGCGGGUACAUGGCCAACUUCUGCGGGGGGCCCUGCUCCUACAUCUGGAGCGCGGACACCCACCACACCAAG